AUGGCUGUACUUUCUUCUUCAAACCCAUCCUCACUAUUUUCCUACGUUGGUCUUGCCGUCACCAUAUUCGUAUUCACCUCCAGCGUUCUUUGCAUCAGUGUCGCUCUCUACCGUCGCCAACAAGCCGAAAAAUGGGACAGACGACGCAGACAAGCCAUCAUAUCACCAGUGUUGUCACGAGACUGGAAAUCGUCGUCCCUCACAUCUCCACGUCGACUUCUCCUUGCGUCUCCCGGUGAGAAGCAGAACUACAGCAAGUCUGAUAUCAAAGGCUCUUCGAGUCCCCACACAUCUUUCGAUCACACUAAUUCUACUAAGCCUCUUUUCGCCGAUCGUCGCAAUCCGAAGGUUCGGUUCGGGAAACCCGCUCCUUUGAUCGUUGGGAGACCAAACAGCAUCCAAGAGCGGAUCACAUCGGUGAUGUCCAAGGAGAUGAUCCCAACUAAUAUUCCGGUCAUCGCUCUGACUCUUCCGAGCCCCUCCUACGAUCCUGCCAUGUGGGUCGAUCACCAGUCACGCCGUUCAAGCCACAGGAGUAUAGUCUUCACAUUCGAGGGAGAAUAUUUGAGCGCGCCGCUAUAG
Molecule: messenger RNA, 582 nt
Organism: Heterobasidion irregulare TC 32-1
Lineage: Eukaryota; Fungi; Basidiomycota; Agaricomycetes; Russulales; Bondarzewiaceae
Exons: 1
Coding region: 1-582 (193 amino acids)
Source: RefSeq, a predicted model, not a curated record